AUGGCCGAAAUAAGAUCGCAUCCUAAGGAUCAUUCUCUCACCCAUGAAGAAAAUAGAGCAAUAAUUUGUCUUAUGUGUUUGCAGAAGAGAAAAAAAAUGUAUACGGUAUGUGACAAAUUAAAAGAAACACAUACAAUCCAGUUGAGUAACAAUGUGCUACCAUCGGCACUUUGCUGCAACUGCAAGAUAAAAGUUCAUUGUGCCUCAAAAGAGAACAAGAUUCUUCUAUUGCCAAAUUACGAGGGCUUUACUGGAGAAAUGAUUAAAACUCGAUCUAAUGAUAAUUCAAAACCUUGUUUAUGUAAAUUAUGCGAGCUGGCUAGAAGCACCUCUAGCUGGAACUUUGGUACAAACUCUCGUCCACGUAAAGAAGCAGGCAUUUUAAAAGAAACUCAUUUGCAAAUCUUGUUUUGCCAUACUACGCAAAGGCAGAGAACACAAUUAUUGUACUAUUACUACAGCUGUGAAAAAUAUAGAGAGUCAAAUGAAAAUGUUGAGCUUAUGUUGAGUCAAGGAAGUUCAUUAUCUACAUCUAGUGGAGAAAUCUUUAUACCGUAUAAUGCAGGACCAUCACAAUCAAAUAAAUCACGAGGAAGUUAUAACAUUUUUAGUGAACGAGUUGUAGCUACUUUUGAUCGUUGCAAAAUAAGUGACAGAGAUGCUGUAUUUCUAUCAAUAGCUAUUUGUCAGUCUCUGAUUGAUAUUAACUUAUUAAAUGUAAGCAUUGACUCUUUAAUUAUCAACCGAUCAUCAAUUCGGCGAUAUCGACAAUCUUUACGAGAAUCAAAAUCUAACGAAAUAAAAAAACACUUCCAAGAUUUGAAAUUAUCAUCUAUUGUAGUUCAUUGGGAUGGAAAAUUAUUACCUAAUCUAUUGAAUACACAAACUGUUCAUAGGUUACCUGUAAUAAUUACUUCUGAAGAUAAAGAAAUUUUGUUAGGUGUUCCGGUGACUGAUGAUGGGACUGGGCUAGCACAAGCCAAUCGCGUUUAUGAGACAUUACUGGACUGGGGAUUUGAUACAUGCGUUAAGGCGAUAUGCUGUGAUACUACUCCUUCAAACUUGGCUAUCCGUAAUGGCGCUGCUGCAUUGUUGGAAAGAUUUUUGGACAAAGAUUUGUUAUAUCUUCCGUGUAGGCAUCAUAUUUUUGAGAUAGUACUGAGAUAUGUUUUCGAAGCCGUUUUUCCAAACACUAGUGGGCCUAAUGUUCCACUUUUUGUAAGCUUCCAAAAAAAGUGGAAUACCUUAGAUCAACUAAAUUACAAAACUGGAGUUAAUGAUCCGAAAUUAAAAAUUAUAUUAACAGAUGAUAAAAUAAAUAGUAUCAGAACUUUUGCCACUGAAUUUCUUACAAUGAAGCUUCCUCGUAAUGAUUACAAAGAAUUUUUGGAGCUUACUUUAGUUUUUAUAGGUAUAAUCCCAAAAAAUUUUUGUUUUCGCAAACCAGGUGCUUGUCAUCAUGCACGUUGGAUGGCGAAAGCUAUUUAUGUAUUAAAAAUUUACUUGUUCCGUGAACAAUUGUCAUUGAAAAAAGGAGAAGAAGGUAAAUUGCGAGAAAUAUGUUUUUUUAUAACAACUGUUUAUAUGAAAGCUUGGUUUUUAUCAACUAAUGGGAUAAAAGCACCAUACCAUGAUCUGCAGUUUAUGAAAGAGCUAAACAACUUUAAAGUAAUUAACAGUCAUCUUGCUACUGUAGCAAUAAAUAAGUUCAUGAAUCAUUUAUGGUACUUAUCACCAGAAUUGUCCGUUAUCGCAAUUUUUUAUCAGGAUAUUUCAAUAGAAACAAAAUUAAAAAUUGUUAGUAGGACAAAACAGGAACAACAAAGUUCAGUUGAUACUAUUUCCGAAGAAGAUUAUACUGGCGAAAAAUGUAGCGUAAAACGCUAUCAGAAUAAAAAUAUAAAUGAUUUGUUAUACAACGAUAUUGAUUUUUUUGUGACUGCAGAAUCGAUUAAAUUUUUUGAAAGGUUUGAGUUAAGAACAGAAUUUCUACAAAUUCAUCCAUCAAAAUGGGCUGAAGAUGAGAGCUAUAUUAUCGCUUCGAAGUUUGUGAAGACACUGUCAGUUGUAAAUGAUUGUGCUGAAAGAGGAGUUAAAUUAGUGCAAGAUUUUUCUAGAUAUUAUACUAAAGAUAAAAAACAAUUGCAAUAUGUAUUACAACUAGUUAAAGAUCAUAGAGAACGAUUUCCUGACUCGUUGAAAAAAACAAAUAUGUAA
Molecule: messenger RNA, 2217 nt
Organism: Brassicogethes aeneus
Lineage: Eukaryota; Metazoa; Arthropoda; Insecta; Coleoptera; Nitidulidae
Source: the annotation of a GenBank genome assembly